Messenger RNA from Calliphora vicina (urban bluebottle blowfly), 874 nucleotides. Its product is annotated as thioredoxin, mitochondrial. Gene Ontology annotation, molecular function: protein-disulfide reductase activity. Lineage: Eukaryota; Metazoa; Arthropoda; Insecta; Diptera; Calliphoridae. The coding region runs from base 171 to 590 and encodes 139 amino acids. Gene Ontology annotation, biological process: cell redox homeostasis. Gene Ontology annotation, cellular component: cytosol; cytoplasm. The transcript has 3 exons. The record is from RefSeq and is a predicted model, not a curated record.
UCACUGGGGAUCAGGACUGAAAAAGUACUGACAACACUGACUGAAAAAAGUAAAACAACAAAAAUAUCAUCAUUAUUUUUAUCAAUUAUUCCUCAUUAUUCAGUUAAAAAAAUUCUAGCGUGUAAAAACUUCAUAAAUUUUCCAAAAGACAAAGAAAUUGAAAUUAUAAAAUGUUGCGCACUAUUUUCCAAAAAACCGGACAAAAUGUAUUGCCUCGUCUUGGUCAACGGACAGUGGCCACAAGCGGAAUAAAAAAUGAGAUUUUCAAUGUACAAAGCACAGAAGAUUUCGAGAAUAAAGUCAAAAAAAGUGAUAAGGUUGUGAUAGUUGACUUUUUUGCAACAUGGUGCAAUCCCUGCAAAAUGUUGACACCCCGUUUAGAAUCCAUCGUUGGAGAAAAAGCUGGAACCGUUAAAUUGGCUAAAGUAGAUAUCGAUGAACACAGCGAAUUGGCUUUGGAUUAUGAUGUAGCUGCCGUACCAGUUCUCAUGGCUAUGAAAGAUGGCAAAGUGGUCAAUCGUAUGGUUGGCUUACAAGACACCGACAAGCUUAGGGCGUGGAUCGAAAAAACUGUUGAAGAUAACAAGUAAAUAUAAAGGUACCAGAAGAGGACGAAUUAUUAAUGAUGUGUUUAAUAUUCGGCCAGUACAGUUGAGCACAUCCCAAAAAUACAUUUUAGCAGCUUUAAAUUUCUAUGAAUUUUAAAUUUAUUCAAUGUUAUCUUGGCAUUAUUUAGUGAUCUGAUAAAGAAAAAUAUCCAUAUUUUAUUUCUAAAAUAAACAUUUUGGUAUUAAACUUUGUCAAACGAAUCUGUUGAAAUAACUGUAAAUUGUUUUUAUUAUAAAUAAACUUUAUUUUUGAAAAUAAAAAAAAA